GAAUUAGUCCAUUAUUGAUUAUUAUUGUUGUGAUUUUCUUUGGGUAAUGGGGGAAGGAAGAACUCAGCCAAUCUUAUUUCGAUGAGUAAACGUACAGAAUUGUUUUUUUUUCCUCAAAGAUGUGAUUACUGUAUGAAGAACUUGUUUUUCGUUUGUAUUAGCACUUUGUAGGUUAGGGUCUGCUGCAAGAGGAAUUACGGGCUAUUUCGGAUCGUUUUACGAACGCCUGUAUUCCAAUGACAGCAGACGAUGUUUUCUAACCUCAAAUCUCUAAGAUUGGUGUGUUUUGUCGCAUGUGCAGGAAAUUAGCAAAAGAUUGACAAAACUCCAGUUUAAUCAAGAAUGGCUAUGCAAAUGCCGGCUGACGUAGAUGCUGAACAAGUGAAAUCGUUUCGUGACUUCUUGACGUCGUACAAUAAGUUGUCGGAGAUAUGUUUUGUUGACUGCAUCAUGGAUUUUACGACACGUGACAUCAGGGCGAAAGAAGAAAAGUGUGCUUUAAAUUGUAUGGAAAAGUAUCUGAAAAUGAACCAAAGAGUGUCGCAACGGUUUCAAGAGUUUCAAAUGAUUGCCAACGAGAAUGCUAUGGCAGCUGCAAAGAAAUUAGGUCAAACGAAUUAAUAAAUACUGUUCCUCUGCUGUAAUCACAUUGCUGUUUCAUCCUUGCAUUACUUUAGUCAUGUAACUGUUAUUACAUUAAGUAAUAAAAAUUGUUUUAUUUUA
Orussus abietinus is the source of this 723-nucleotide messenger RNA. RefSeq names its product mitochondrial import inner membrane translocase subunit Tim9 (gene Tim9a). NCBI's taxonomy places the organism in Eukaryota, Metazoa, Arthropoda, Insecta, Hymenoptera, Orussidae. The transcript has 2 exons. Bases 343 to 621 code for a protein of 92 amino acids. The record is from RefSeq and is a predicted model, not a curated record.